Molecule: messenger RNA, 579 nt
Organism: Striga hermonthica
Lineage: Eukaryota; Viridiplantae; Streptophyta; Magnoliopsida; Lamiales; Orobanchaceae
Source: the annotation of a GenBank genome assembly
AUGCAAGUAUCCGCUGAUACCGGAUCGGAUCACGAAGAAAGGGGAACAGCUUUCGCACUAGCAGAAUGGGUACCACCGUCAAAACGGAUUGAGAGGAUCGAUGUAAUUGAGAAAGGAGAAGGCAUGUUUGGCCUGGGAUUCUUACCUCAGUGCCGUAUGAUAGUGCCUGAGUACAGCUUCUUGGAUGCUCGGGGUUUGGGAGUGUAUGAAGGAAAGAAGCUCGACUUUGUCUCGGUGGUUGCAGCUAGACAAACUGCCAGUACUGGUAUGGUUGCUUUGAGCUAUGUUCAGAAAGUAUCUGAAAAGGUUUCUCUAGCAUCAGACUUCAUGUACAACGCUAUGUCAAGGGAUGUCACAGCUAGCUUUGGAUAUGAUUAUAUUCUACGCCAAUGUCGUUUAAGAGGAAAGAUAGAUUCUAAUGGUGUCGUGGCAGCUUUCCUGGAGGAACGUUUUAAUAUGGGCCUCAACUUUAUCCUUUCGGCUGAGAUUGAUCACAAGAAGAAGGAUUACAAGUUUGGAUUUGGACUGAGUGGGAGAAUAGAUUAUGCACUUCCCAUGGGUGUUUUCCAUUUCAGCUGA